Messenger RNA from Rhododendron vialii, 366 nucleotides. RefSeq lists its product as uncharacterized. Lineage: Eukaryota; Viridiplantae; Streptophyta; Magnoliopsida; Ericales; Ericaceae. The transcript is spliced from 2 exons. The record is from RefSeq and is a predicted model, not a curated record. Bases 1 to 366 code for a protein of 121 amino acids.
AUGGCAGAGGCCACCAACCAAUUCUCCUCCAAGGCAAUCAUCGCCGCCUUCUGCUUCGCUAUCAUGGGAAUAAUCUUGACCGAGGGCCAACAAAAUUUCCUAACCGAGUGUCGCAAGAAGCUUGCUCCUGGACAGUGUGGGUGGCAGAUUGGCAACGAGUUGUAUUCUGGGAAUGCUACGGUGGACCAGCAGUGUUGCAGUCGCCUAGUGGAUAUGGGAGAGAAGUGCCACAAGGAGCUUUUGAAGAACUAUCUCUCAUCCCCUGAUCAUGCCAAUGUCAAUGCCACCGAAGCUUGGCGGAGGAGUGACGUCCUCUGGAGCCGGUAUACCUACAUGAUCAAGGAUGGAUAUAUGAUCUUAAGUUGA